AUGGGGAAGUGGGGUAACCAGGGCAAGGGGGCCACCGAGCUUGAGGCGCCGAUGCCUACCUUCCAAUGGGAGGAGAUUCAGAAGCACAACCUGUGCACGGACAAGUGGCUGGUCAUCAAUCGCAAGGUCUUCAACGUCACCAAACGGUCCAGCCGGCACCCGGAGGGCUAGCGGGUCAUCGGGCACUACGCCGGGGAAGAUGCUACAGACGCCUUCCUGGCCUUCCACCGCAGCUUCGGUUUUGUGCUCAAGAUCAUGAAGCCCCUGUUGAUUGGCGAGCUGGCCCCUGAGGAGCCCAGCCAGGACCGCGGCAAGAAUUCCCAGAUCAUCGAGGACUUCCGGGCCCUGAGGAAGACUGCUGAGGUCAUGAACCUGUUCAAGAGUAACCAGCUCUUCUUCCUUCUCCACCUGGCCCACAUCAUCGCCAUGGAGAGCAUCGCCUGGUUCACUAUCUUCUACUUUGGCAACAGCUGGAUUCCAACCAUUAUUAUGGCUGUCGUCCUUGCUACCUCUCAGGCCCAGGCUGGAUGGCUGCAACACGAUUACGGCCACCUCUCUGUUUACAAGAAGUCCAUGUGGAACCAUAUCGUACAGAACUUCAUCAUCGGUUACUUAAAGGGUGGCUCUGCCAACUGGUGGAACCAUCGUCACUUCCAGCACCACAUCAAACCCAACGUCUUCCACAAGGAUCCGGAUGUGAGCAUGUUGCAUGUGUUUGUCCUGGGGGAGUGGCAGCCCACUGAGUACCGCAAGAAGAAGCUGAAAUACCUGCCUUACAACCACCAGCAUGAGUACUUCUUCCUGAUUGGGCCUCUGUUGCUCAUCCCUUUGUACUUCCAGUACCAUAUGAUCAUGACCAUUAUCGUUCGCAAGGACUGGGUGGACCUGGCCUGGGUCAUCAGCUACUACAUCCAUUUCUUCAUCAGCUACAUCCCUUUCUAUGUUGUCCUAGUCAUCCUUUUCCUCAACUUCAUCAGCUUCCUGGAGAGCCACUGGUUUGUGUGAAUCACACAGAUGAAUCACAUUGUCAUGGAGAUGGACCAAGAGCCCUACCGUGACUGGUUCAGCAGCCAGCUGGCAGCCACCUGCAACAUGGAGCAGUUCUUCAACAGCUGGUUUAGUGGGCACCUCAACUUCCAGAUCAAGCACCACCUUUUCCCCACCGUGCCCUGGCACAAUCUGCCCAAGGUCGCCCCCCUGGUGAGGUCCCUGUGCGCCAAGCACAGCAUUGAGUACCUGGAGAAGCCGCUGCUCCAGGCCCUGCAAGAUAUCAUCGGGUCCCUGAGGAAGUCUGGGCAGCUGUAGCUGGACACCUACCUCCACAAAUGA
Capra hircus (goat) is the source of this 1329-nucleotide messenger RNA. Its product is annotated as fatty acid desaturase 2. The record is from RefSeq and is a predicted model, not a curated record. Gene Ontology annotation, cellular component: membrane. Lineage: Eukaryota; Metazoa; Chordata; Mammalia; Artiodactyla; Bovidae. Gene Ontology annotation, molecular function: oxidoreductase activity, acting on paired donors, with oxidation of a pair of donors resulting in the reduction of molecular oxygen to two molecules of water. Gene Ontology annotation, biological process: lipid metabolic process.